Cladophialophora bantiana CBS 173.52 is the source of this 540-nucleotide messenger RNA. RefSeq lists its product as uncharacterized. Gene Ontology annotation, molecular function: carbohydrate:proton symporter activity. The transcript has 2 exons. Gene Ontology annotation, cellular component: membrane. The coding region runs from base 1 to 540 and encodes 179 amino acids. The record is from RefSeq and is a predicted model, not a curated record. Gene Ontology annotation, biological process: transmembrane transport; carbohydrate transport. Lineage: Eukaryota; Fungi; Ascomycota; Eurotiomycetes; Chaetothyriales; Herpotrichiellaceae.
AUGAUCUGGGGUGCUGUCGGCAUGGUCGUGUGCCAGUUCAUCGUCGCAAUCGCUGGAACUUCCGACGGCCACAACCCGCAGACUGUCAAGGCUGAGAUUGCAUUUAUCUGCAUUUACAUCUUCUUUUUCGCAGCCACCUGGGGACCCGGAGCCUGGGUGGUGAUUGGAGAAGUGUUUCCUCUCCCUAUCCGGUCUCGUGGAGUCGGGCUGUCCACCGCUUCGAAUUGGCUCUGGAACUGUAUCAUCGCCAUCAUCACACCGUACAUGGUGAGUUCCGACGAAGGUAACCUGGGUCCCAAGGUGUUCUUUAUCUGGGGUGCUCUAUGCGCGUGUUGCCUUGUCUAUGCCUAUUUCCUCAUUCCUGAAACCAAAGGCCUUACCCUAGAACAAGUCGACCGGAUGUUGGAAGUGACAACUCCGCGGACAUCGUCGCGAUGGACGCCGCGGACGACAUAUGCGGCCGAGAUGGGAGUUACUGGGGAUGGUGAACUCAAGUCAGAGGUUGUUGAAGGUAUCCAGUGCAAAGGCUCUGCUGUGUAA